CAGUCUGCCGCCCACGAAGUUGUCAAAGCGGGAAUUCGGGGUAUUUUAGUAAACUAAGAGCUACCGUUAAAACAGUUGGGUUAAAAAACACAGAGAUGACGUCUCUCUCUGCCAAAAUUAGCUGGAGUCGUUGUUAAUGUAAUCCUAUUGUUUAGCUUCAUUCAAGAGCCUAAACCCAAAUGCGAAAUUGCGCCAAAUCUAGAGGGUCAAUUGGGUGCUGCAGAAUUUACGUAAUUGGUCACUUCAAGUCACCUGUGAACCUUUCUUGUCAGAUCUUCAAACACUUUGAACAAAUCUAGCUGGAAUUGUUUAUAGGUAUCUUUGAGCAUGGAUCUUCCUGCAAAUGAUGUGGAAUUUGUAACAGAGAAGAUUGAUGAUGAGAAAGAAGGAGGCCCGGCAUUCAAAUGUGAUCUUGCUGAUACAGAAAUAGUUCACAAGAUAGCUCAAGAGUUCCUCCCAGGAUUAGCUACAGCUUGUGUUGACAACACGACAGGUGAUAUCUUCAAGAGCCCUGCUUCUGUAGCUGUUGAUAUGAGAAAAGAAUUGGUGGAUUAUCUUAAUCAGAGAAGUGAAACUUUUGUCGCUGAAUCUGUUAUCGUAGAAGGUGUUCUUGAGUCUGGAGCACCGGACCAUCCCUACGAUCUUAUUUCUGACUUUGUUGAUGAGUUUGCAAGCUCAAAGAGGAAUUUGUUUAGUCGGGUUUCGGGAUGGCUACUGAGUGAAAAGAGGGAAGACAAGAUAGAUGAUUUUGUGCAAGAGAUGGAGAUAAAUGGGUUUUGGUUGUUGGAUGGGAGGGAAGUAAUUGCAGAGACUUUGCUCAAGAAUGUUGACUUCAAGAAUGCAUUUCACUGCAAUAUGAAAUUCAACUCUGCAGAAGAGCUUGCUCAGCAUGUUUCCCUCUGCAGCUUUAGACCUAUGGCCUGUGAAAAUGAAGGUUGUAAUGCCAGAUUUUGUGCCAGUCACUUGGAGAAGCAUGAUUCAGCUUGUCCCUUCAAGAUAAUUCCAUGUGAACAGAAGUGCUCAGACAACAUCAGGAGACGUGAGAUGGACAGGCAUUGCAUCACUGUCUGUAAGAUGAAGCUUGUGAACUGCCCUUUCUAUGCAGUGGGUUGUCAAUCCACUAUCCCUCACUGUAUGACUGAACAACAUUGUUCAGACACAAUACAUUUGCACUUGCUACAUAUUCUUCAAGGUAUUCACAAAGAAGCUUCUGAAGAGGAUCUGAAGCGACGGGUGGAGCAACUAGAAAAGGCGGCAUCAUCCAAUCAGCUGGCAGAAGCUCGAAAUGUGAGAUCUUUAACCUCCAAAGUCAAGGAUCUUGAAGCAAAACUGGGGCCAUUAGAAGUCCACACCAAGAACAAGGAGGAUAGUGAAGAGAAUGCUGAGAUUUCAAAUCUAGCAAAUGCCUUGGAUGAAGCCCACAUCAAGAACAAGGACAGUCAAGAGACAAUGGAGACUUCAAAUCUUGCAAAUGGCACUAACAAAGCUGAAAGUUAAUGUUAGGCCUGGAAAUUAGGCAAUUUUGUUUAAAGAAAAUAUUAUUAAUCAAGAAAUGAAAGUCAUUCACCUUACUAGAAAACAAAUUUUUUUUUUUUCAAUUGCUUUGUAACAUCAUUUCAUAUUUAGCUCUUUUAGUUUAUGAUGUUGGGGAAUCCUUUUUGCUCCUCCUUUUAUUUUUCUUUUUAUUUUUUAAUUUCCUUUUCUAUAUUCCCUGAGUCAAAGAUGGCCUCAUGUUACCUAUUACAUUUGAUAAAAUGAGGCACUAAUUCUAUUCACUAUGGAGCAAUACUACUAUUGACAUUGUUCUCUGCCA
This is a messenger RNA of Quercus robur (English oak), 1813 nucleotides long. RefSeq lists its product as uncharacterized. Bases 328 to 1497 code for a protein of 389 amino acids. Gene Ontology annotation, molecular function: zinc ion binding. Lineage: Eukaryota; Viridiplantae; Streptophyta; Magnoliopsida; Fagales; Fagaceae. The transcript has 4 exons. The record is from RefSeq and is a predicted model, not a curated record.